AUGUCGGUCACCAUCGGGAUUCUAGGCAAGCGCUGCUUGCCUCUGGGAAAGCCAAGGGACCAACACUGCUCUUCCACACAGCCCUUCAAGCUUCAAGGCGCAUUUGCAGAACACCAGUCAAGACUGCAAAAUCUUCAUCUCAAACGCAAAAUCGCGACUGUGCUCGUGAAGACUACGGAUGACCUCGAGCGGUGUGAUGGGCUCAUUAUUCCGGGUGGCGAAUCAACCACUAUCGCCCUUCUGGCGCGGCUUUCGGGUCUGACAGACGCUCUCAAGCAAUUCAUCCAAUCCAAACCGGUCUGGGGCACUUGUGCUGGCGCUAUUCUGCUAUCGAGAUCAGUCACUAGUGCGAAGAAGGACGGACAAGAGCUGUUUGGAGGCGUGUCAGUUGACAUUGCGAGGAAUGGCUGGGGUUCGCAGGUCGAAUCGUUCGAGGCAGCUCUGGACGUCAAUGGCCUCUCGGACUCGGCAGUACCGUAUACGGGCAUCUUCAUUCGUGCUCCGGUUGUCAUCGGGCUAGAUUCAAAUGCUGGAAUCCAAGUCAUUGCACGACUACCACCCAAUCUGCUUCCAGAGCCAGUGGACGACGAGAUUGACCCACGAACUAUCGUCGCUCUCCGGGAAGGCCAACAUUUGCUGACGACCUUCCAUCCUGAGCUGACAAAAGACAAUCGCUUUCAUGACUAUUUUGCACGACAGCUCCUCGUAGCUCUCUUGGGAGCUCCAACUGCCUACGCAGUCUUCAAGAUCAUCUUGAAAGCAUUAUAUGGAUCCCGUUCGCCGCUUUACACCCUUCGCGUCGAUUCUAGCAUCACACGUGGCGUCGACCACGACCAGCAGUCAGCGACUUCGAUAACCCCGGUUGACGACUUCACACUAACCGUGUGA
This is a messenger RNA of Mycena indigotica, 888 nucleotides long. Its product is annotated as SNO glutamine amidotransferase. Gene Ontology annotation, biological process: pyridoxal 5'-phosphate biosynthetic process; pyridoxine metabolic process. The record is from RefSeq and is a predicted model, not a curated record. The transcript is spliced from 5 exons. Gene Ontology annotation, cellular component: cytosol; glutaminase complex. Bases 1 to 888 code for a protein of 295 amino acids. Gene Ontology annotation, molecular function: glutaminase activity. Lineage: Eukaryota; Fungi; Basidiomycota; Agaricomycetes; Agaricales; Mycenaceae.